AUGUGUGCGGCAAAGACCGCACAUGGAACACCCGAAGGUCCGAUUCUCUCGCUGGCUUGGGACUGCGAUGAGUAUUUCCAGAAAUUCUUCAAGAAAACCAACACAUCAUCGUUGCCAUUCAGGACACGACUCGACAACUACGGACUUCGAUUCACCGCCUGGCGGGAACAUCUAGGGGUCUUCGCAGGUCCAAAAGCCGACCUAGACUGCCAACUGCAACGUCACCCGGAAGUUCAAGACAUAAUUGUACGUCUUUUGCUGACUUUGAGACGAAACUUAAUCCAAUUGGACGUGGACUGGGAGCUUGUAUUGCAGAGCUCUUCAAAUCACAUCAUCGCCAACAGAUCAUGGAGUCAAGAUGCAGAAGGAGAGCAUCAAGAUGCCACCAAUGCCGAUAAUCUCCUCAGGGGUACUUUCCAGGCCAUCGACGAGUCGCUAGAGCAACUUCAUCGAGUGGGGACCGCUAUUCGACAAUCAGCACGAAGUACUGAGAUAGCACGGGCGAGGGCUUACGCCUCGGCACAUCUGGAUCUCGAGAAUUUUGAGGCAAUGGCCUUAGCCGCAUUGCAUCUGUUGUAUCCGAAUGCUGCAGAAAGCCUGAUCGUUCAAUUAAGCGAGAGCAUGAAAGACCGCUUUGCUGUCAUACAGUAUAAAGCAUCGCGCCAAGGAGUUAAAAGCAGAGAUCAAAGGCCUCUGUCCCGUCCGAAGAUAGAGCAUCGUACCCAUCAGGAACAAGUGCAGAAGCCACAAAUGAUUGAGCACGCCGUCCAACCAGUCCAGAAAACCGCAGUCACCCAUACUGUGCUCUCAGAUAACAAGCCGACUACCAUUGGCACAUGCAACCUCCGAGAACGAUUUAAGCAAAUACACACCCACAGAAGUCGACCAAGCACGACCAUCGCACACAUCGCAUCUACGAACGAACCAACACCACCACGAUUCCGUGACAGCAAUGGCGCGAUACUGGCGUGCCCAUGGUGCUCCAUGAAGACAAGCGAUGAGCUGACCAAAAAUGGUCGGUGGACGGACAAAGGAAGGCGCGUGGUUGACUACUUGAAGCCAUUUCCAUGCCUUUCCGAGAAAUGUAUCGGUUUGGAAAACAGUUUUGCAACGACGAGUGAAUGGUCUGCACAUAUGUUCAAACACGAUCAACUUUGGGCGCAACAUAUCCACUACAGCCCGAUGUGGAUUUGCAGUCAACACCCAAGCCCAGCGCUCUUUGAAACUGACCAGCAUGUUGACAACCACCUUACCUCAAUGCAUCAGAUCUCUUCUCGAGGUGAAGUCAAUCUGGGCGAAUCUCCAGCCGAGAUGACUUUUGUCGAUGAACACCGUGGGAGGGAGGUGUGCCCUUUGUGCGGCUUUCGAUUAGAAGGAGACAUCAGGCCUGAAAACAUGAACAAGGUGCCAGCGCCAAUGAUUGGACACAUCGCCGACCAUCUCCAGAUCUUGAUGAAUCUUUCUCUCCGCUUCAUCCAGUUGCAGGAGAGACGUGACGAUCAGGAUAAGGUCAGUGAGAAUGGCGACAGCGACCAAACAGUGGCGGUGACCGAAAACUCUCAGAAGCCUACCGAUCAUCCACCUCUAUCACCCUUUCCGUCAUCGCCUGCAAGUAUAGUUCAGGAAUAUUCGGGAACACAGAGUGGAGAAGAAGAGCAGGAAACCGAGAACGAUGUCAGAAUUGACAACAGCAAACUGGCAACAGACUCAAUUCCUUCAGCAGAUGAAUCCAAGCCAGGUUCUCCAUCUCUUUGGGAGCCUCUAUCCGACAGCCAUUCUGAUGAGACUGGCCCGGAGGGACCAGCCAAGAUUGCUCAAACGACAACUUUGAACACAACAAUGCUUCGAGCGAGGAAACGCCCCAGUGCAUCACUAGAAGUGUCACUUGUUGAGGCUUUCGAGAGAUCGAACUUUUUUGAUCCAGAACUGGACUAA
This is a messenger RNA of Didymella exigua CBS 183.55, 1935 nucleotides long. RefSeq lists its product as uncharacterized. The transcript has 3 exons. Lineage: Eukaryota; Fungi; Ascomycota; Dothideomycetes; Pleosporales; Didymellaceae. The record is from RefSeq and is a predicted model, not a curated record. Bases 1 to 1935 code for a protein of 644 amino acids.